AUGUCUUCUGAUGACGAGAAUUCUGAUACACAAUAUUCGGUUACUUUUGAGCAUGAUAACCAUGGUGAAUUGAUUAUCGAUUACGAACUUGUAGAAGUUGCCAAUGAUAAUAAGCAAGAAUUCAAUGAACAAGAUCGU
Messenger RNA from Racocetra persica, 138 nucleotides. Lineage: Eukaryota; Fungi; Glomeromycota; Glomeromycetes; Diversisporales; Gigasporaceae. The record is from the annotation of a GenBank genome assembly.